CCGCAACUUGAUUUACUACUUCUUCAAGUCCUGCAGACAUUCUGACAGGAAGAAAAUGGCAGACAGACUUGGUUUCGGCGAAGGAAGGCCUGAUCACACCCGAAAUCUUUCGCAUGGGCGUGGUGGUGCUGGUGAGUGCAUUUUUGCAUGUCUAUCAACACGAGAGUCGCAACGCUGGUGCGAACGUGGCUUCUUAUAAUGCUUUGCGUUAUCAAACGAGCCAUGGCGCAGCCAGGCGUCCAUAUCUCUACGCGCCUGCCGGGCCUCAUACAAAGAGGCCGCAAGAGACACUAUUUCCUUCCGCGGGCUCAACGUACCUCCCACAUUGAGUUGGUCCUAAGUCACUCGCUAGGCAACAUGGCAAAAGUAGAGCGCCGUGGCAGUGGCACUACGGCAGCUGACCUUGUUACGCCAACCCUUAAAAGCGAUCUUUAUACAACCGGUCGAGGUGGCUCAGGAAACAUGGCCAGGAAUGACAAGGACAAACCAGAGCUAGCUCGGACGGCGCAAGACGUCGAAGCACCAAUGCAUCGCGAGCCAGAGGGAAACAUUCGCUUCGGGCGAGGUGGCGCUGCAAAUCACACCAAGCGCAGCGAAGAAGAGAAGAGGUUGGCUAAGAGCGCCCACGAGAAGAAUUCGAACGAGCUACAGCGUGUCAAGACUGGCGAGGACAAUCGAGGUCUUGCGGAGAAAGGAAAGGACUUUCUUGGGAAAAUUACUGGGAAGAAAUAAGACGAUAUUGGUGCACAACGGAAUUGAUGGAUGAUGAUGUCAAUCUAGGACUGAGACGCUCCUUAUCUGCAGUCUGAAUCUAUUAAUGAUGCAACUGACGCUUUCAUAUCAUAUUAGUUGCUCUAGGUAAUUCAUGUUAUGGGGUUCAUGGUUCAACAAAACAGCCCCCAAACUACCCAGGCCGUAACUCUUCUAAUAUUCUGUCUACUACUGCGUCUGAAUACUGGAGGGUCGUUCUGCCAUCAAAGUUGGCACUGCUGACUCACUAGCACAUGGUCAUAAGGGCUUAGCAGAUCAGACCAG
Messenger RNA from Pseudovirgaria hyperparasitica, 1035 nucleotides. RefSeq lists its product as uncharacterized. NCBI's taxonomy places the organism in Eukaryota, Fungi, Ascomycota, Dothideomycetes, Acrospermales, Acrospermaceae. The transcript has a single exon. The coding region runs from base 463 to 732 and encodes 89 amino acids. The record is from RefSeq and is a predicted model, not a curated record.